Cinclus cinclus is the source of this 4354-nucleotide messenger RNA. RefSeq names its product ADAM metallopeptidase domain 9 (gene ADAM9). The record is from RefSeq and is a predicted model, not a curated record. Lineage: Eukaryota; Metazoa; Chordata; Aves; Passeriformes; Cinclidae. The transcript has 21 exons. Gene Ontology annotation, biological process: membrane protein ectodomain proteolysis; transforming growth factor beta receptor signaling pathway; cell-cell adhesion mediated by integrin. Gene Ontology annotation, molecular function: integrin binding; metalloendopeptidase activity. Gene Ontology annotation, cellular component: plasma membrane. The coding region runs from base 1 to 2697 and encodes 898 amino acids.
AUGGCCCGGGCCUGGAGCUGCCUCUGUCGCCUCCUCAUCUUCCUCCUGUUCCUCCUCUUCCUCCUGCCGCCGCCGGCCGCGCCCGGGCAGCCCGCGGGAUUCCAGGAGAUUUCCCUGCUCACUUCCUAUGAAGUUGUAACUCCACAAAGAUUGGGAAGGGAACGACGAGAGGCUUCCAACAGCUCCUCAAUACAGGACAAGGUGUCGUAUGCUAUUGAGAUUGAGGGAAAAGAAUACACCAUUCAUCUAGAAAAGAACAAAGAACUGCUGCCCAAAGAUUUCACAGUUUAUACCUAUGACAAGGAGGGAAAGUUGCAAUUGGAAUAUCCAGAUGUCCAGGAUCACUGCCAUUAUCAGGGAUUUGUGGAGGGGAGCCUGGAUUCCCUGGUGGCUGUCAGCACUUGCUCAGGGCUCAGGGGUUUGGUGACAAUAGGGAAUGUCACCUAUGGAAUUGAGCCCAUGGAUCCCUCUCCUGGCUCUAAACACAUUUUAUAUCGACUGGAUAAUGUGAAGAAAGAGCCUAAAACGUGUGGAGUGACCAGUGAAGGCCAGGAAAGGGAACAUGCAGAGGGAAAUCUCCAUCCCAGUAUGACCCAGCUGCUGCGGAGAAAGAGGGCGGUCCUGCACCAGACAAGAUAUGUGGAGCUGUUCAUAGUUGUGGAUAAAGAAAAGUUUGAAGAUUUUGGGAAGAGUGAAACAGAAGUAAGAGAACAUAUGGUGCAGCUGGCAAACUUCCUUGACAGUAUGUACGUUAUGUUGAACAUCCGCAUCGUGCUGGUCGGGCUGGAGAUCUGGAAGCACCAGAACAUCAUCAGCACAGAUGGAGGGGCUGGGGAUGUGCUGGCCAACUUCGUGCAGUGGAGAGAGAAGAACCUUGUGCUGCGGCGGAGGCACGACAGCGCCCAGUUUGUCCUGAAGAAGGGUUUUGGUGGCACAGCUGGAAUGGCCUAUGUGGGAACAGUGUGCUCCAAGAGCCAUGCAGGAGGCAUUAAUGUGUUUGGGAGGAUCAGCAUCCAGAUGUUUGCAUCCAUCAUGGCUCACGAGCUGGGCCAUAACCUGGGGAUGAACCAUGAUGAUGAACGAGUCUGUCACUGUGGAGCAAGCAGCUGCAUUAUGAGCUCUGGAGCAUCGGGAUCGAGGAACUUCAGCAGCUGCAGUGCAGAAGACUUUGAGAAGCUGACCCUGAACAAAGGUGGGAGCUGCCUGCUGAACGUUCCGAAGCCCGAUGAGACGUACAGCGUGCCGUACUGCGGGAACGGGCUGGUGGAUGCUGGGGAGGACUGUGACUGUGGCUCACCAAAGGAGUGUGAGAGUGAUCCGUGCUGCGAGCCAGGAACCUGCAGGCUCCGAUCCGGCGCUGAAUGUGCUUAUGGUGACUGCUGCAAAAACUGCCAGCUCCUUCCUGGAGGCACCGAGUGUCGGGCGAGUACCAACGAGUGUGACCUGCCAGAGUACUGCAAUGGCACCUCCCAGUUCUGCCAGGCAGACUUCACGGUGCAGAACGGGCACCCCUGCCACAACCAGGAGGCGUACUGCUACAACGGCGUGUGCCAGUACUACGACGCACAGUGCCAGGAUAUCUUUGGCUCCAAAGCCAAAGCAGCCCCCAGCAUUUGCUUUGCUGAAGUGAAUUCCAAGGGGGACAGAUUUGGCAACUGUGGUUUCCAUGGCCAUGACUACAAGAAAUGUUCCAGCUGGAAUGCCAUGUGUGGGAAGCUGCAGUGUGAAAAUGUGAAAGCCAUGCCUGUGUUUGGAAUCAAGCCUGCUAUUAUCCAAACUCCCAUCCAAGGCACCACAUGCUGGGGGGUGGAUUUCCAGCUGGGCUCUGAUGUCCCGGAUCCAGGGAUGGUGAACGAAGGCACCAAGUGUGGUAAUGGAAAGAUCUGCAGGCACUUCCAGUGUAUGAGUGCCUCUGUCCUGAAAUACGACUGUGACAUGGAGAAGCAGUGCCACGGGCAUGGGGUGUGCAACAACAACAGGAACUGCCACUGUGAAGCAGGCUGGGCCCCCCCUUUCUGUGAGGCCAAAGGCUACGGAGGCAGUGUGGACAGUGGCCCUCCAUACAAUGACAAAGACACCUCUCUGCGCAAUGGGCUGCUCGUGUUCUUCUUCCUGGUGCUGCCCCUGCUCGUGGCUGCUGCUCUGGCCUUUGCCAGGAGGGACAGGCUGAAGCGAGGCUGCAGGAGGCUGAUGUCCCGCUGCCACUCGUCAUUUCAGUCACCUCCUCCUCGGCCAGACACUGAGCCCAGGGACUGCCAGCAGAGAGGCUUCUCCCGUGGCAUGCCUUAUGCUCCAAGACCUGUACCCAUGGCCCCCACCCCCCCAGCAGAAGGUUGUACCUCAGGCAGUGCCAGCACAGCAGAAAUGUUUACCUCAGGGACAGUAUUUCCCUUCCCGACCGGCUCCUCUGCCUCCCAAAUAACUUGUGGCUUCCUCAGGCCUUGUGAGCUGAACCUGCUGCCUGCACAGCUGGAAUUGCAGUUCCCCUUCUGGCAUCCCGUGGCAGUGCCAGCAGCCUCCCUGCUGCAGUCUGGGACAGGGCAAACGAGAGAUCCAAACAGGAAUGUAGAACUGUGCACUCAAAUACCUCGACCAAAGCUCCAGGGACUGAAACACCCAGCCCCUCCCUUGCUCUGUCCAAGCUUUGCCACUGCAGCCAGGCUGGCAGCAGCAGUGCAGCAGCCUGCAGGGAAAUAAUCCUGAAAUCCAGCACGUGGGUUUGGGUUUCCCCAUUUCUGCCACGAGCCCUGGUAAGGAAAUUGUCUGAUGUGUUGUUGUCUCUCUGACUGUGCAGUGAGGAAUUGGAGUUUGCAAAGCAAGGAGAUCUGGUCAGUUAAUUUACAGUUACUCUGCAUGGACUGGAAAAUGUCUCCCAUGUACACCUUAAUGGCAUAAAUGGAAUGAGGUCUCAGAGGACUUUUUCAGGAAGAGAGAUAUUUUAAACAUGUUUAUGCAUGUAUAUAUGUUUAUAGAUGCAUAAUAAUGCACUUAAAUUCUUAACUCCAUGCUGACUGACACUAAGCUGUGCUAUAGGAGCAUGGAGUCUAAUGCUUUUUAAUUAGUGGCUAAAUGAGACUCCUGUACUAAUUCCCACUAAUACAUGGAUGGGUAGUGAAGAUAAAGGUACGAGAAGACACGGCCAUAUUCUGGUUUUAAAAAAUGGGGUGCUGUUCGGUUUUAAUUCAGGUCUAAAGACAGCAGCAGUCCCUGCAGAACACUGGGAAGCAGAAGUCUCUGCCUGGACCCACCAGAGCUUCUCUGAGCACUUUAAAUGGGAGCCUGGUGACUGAUGCACCCCCUCUUAACACCCAAACCCUUGUAAUGUCAGGAUGCUUCUGGGCUGCUGUGUGUUGGACGAGACUGCCCUCUGCUCCUGCACCAUGGGCUAGACUGGAUUUUGGAACUCCUGAGCAGAGGUGCUCAGCAUCCACUGUGCUAGGAGAGGGAGCUGUGGAUCCUGUGGUGCCGUGGGUAGGAGCUGGAUGUCGUGGUCACAAAUAGGAAUCUAUUGCACAACUUGCUAAAAGUGAGGUUCUAUUGCACAGACUUGCUAAAAGAGAGAUAAGUGCUGGAGAGUGUGCUGGGCUGUUUUACUCUGUGCUCACCACAAGCACAGCUCAAUCUAUAAAAUCCCCCUAAUAUUGCCAAAAAAAUAAUCUUUUCCUCUGUAUAUACAUACAUAAAUAUAUAUAUAGUGUGUGUAGUAAUAAAGUACUUGAACUCCUGUGGUUUCCCAUAAACUUAGACUAAGAUUUAUAACACUAUUAAAAUCUGUAAAAUGUCACCUAGAAUUUCACCAACUGUACUGUGGGGGGGGCGUCUCCUUUUUUGUUCCAGGAUAAUCAGUUACUUCCUAAUUGUGUUGCUGUGUCCGGCUCUGCCCGAGCAGGCUGGCUGUGUCUGUCUGUCUGUCUGUCACAAUGAGCUCUGCAGCUGGAUGCAGCCCAUCUCCAGCCCUGGUCAGAGGGUGGGGAAAGAGGAGGGGAUCCAGGGAAUGAAGUCAUCCAGAGCGAUGUACUGAACUGUGUGUGUGUGUGUGUGAACUAAACUAUGCUGAAAAUGGUGCCUUUACAAACCAAGAGUUUUUGUACUCCCGGCGUGCCCGUGGGAAGGUUCUAAAGUGAGCCCAGGGACAGGAACUAGCUCUGAUUUUUGGUGUUGGAUACAGAAGAUGACUACUGGACUACUGACUUUCUUUUGUGAAGUGUACGGAUACCUGUCCCAGGGCUGGGGCUGGGGUCAUGGAUGAACAGCCACGUUCCCCUCACAGCCAGCCCCUGCUGGGCUCUGGCCUAAGGGCUGCUCCCGCCCCCUUUGUGCAGACCCAACCAGCAAUAAAGAUGCCAGUUUUGUA